AGAAAAAUCUGUUGUACCACGUAAACACGUUCCCCCUGUGUUACUGCAUCCUCUUCCCACCACCUCCAUUCCUUCCACUCUUUCAACUUCCAUUACACCAUUUCUAGGGUUUUCAUAUCUUCAUGGCGUCUUCAGACGAAGAAGGGGAAAUCGUUCCCGAUUUCGUAACAAACUACCACUUCGUCAACUCACAUAACACACUCAUCUCAUUCUCACUCUUACCGCUUCACUGGAGCGAUCAUGACGUCGAAAACGGCGACUUACAGGUUGCGUUUUUGCACGGAAACAUAGACGGAGGUCUGCAAUCAGUCUACAAGGAAGUAAUCGGGUGGAAACUGGAGCUAUCUUACGCACAGCCUCACGUUUGCGUGUUAUCCAAGGGGAAAACGUGGAUAAACCUCCAUAAACCGAGGAAAAGUUACGAGUGUCACGUUAAGAGUGUGUUGAUUGUUGCCGAUUGUCUUCAUUUUGUUAGGAGGAACCCUCAGGCUGUUCAGAAAGAGAUUUUGAGUCAUUUGAUGAAAAGUUGGAGUUCGGGUGAGUUUCGUGAGCCUCUGGAGAAGUGUCUAGCAACUCACUUGCCGUUGAUUCGGAUUGCUGUGGCUAGAGACAAGGAUUUGGCGAAAUCAGAGUAUCUUAAAGCAUUUCUAAUGGAGGUUGAGAAUCCUGUGACAAGAGAAGCUCUUUGUGAGGAUAAUCAAACAUUAAAAAAGUCUAAGUUCAUAGUUCCUGACGGGGAAGAGGAAGAGGACGAUGAUGUGGACGUGGAUGAUGAGAUUGAUGAUGACUCGGAUGAACUGUUUGAUUCUGUUUGUGCAUUCUGCGACAAUGGCGGUGAUGUUCUCCUUUGUGAAGGAAAAUGCAUGCGAUCUUUCCAUCCAACCGUAGAUGCAGGACUUGACACAUGUUGCGAGUCCCUUGGCUUUGAAAAUGCAGCUCAGUACGAGGCAGUCCCUACUUAUCUUUGUGAUAACUGUAAACACCAGAAACAUCAGUGCUUUGUUUGCGGAUCGUUGGGUUCCUCUGAUAAGUCUUCUUCUGCUGAGGUCUUCCCUUGUGUUUCUGCAACUUGCGGGCAUUUUUAUCAUCCUGAAUGUGUUGCAAAUUUGCUCUACCCAUCUGAAGCCGAUGGAGCCUUGGCUAGUCAACUUAAAAGUCAAAUAGCUGAAGGAAAAUCGUUCACGUGUCCCAUCCAUAAGUGCCAUAGGUGUCAAGGAGGUGAAAAUAAAGACGACCAUGAAUUGCAAUUUGCAGUCUGUAGGCGAUGCCCAAAGGCAUAUCAUCGGAAAUGCUUACCUAAGACAAUUUCUUUCGAGGGUAGUGCGGAUGGAACUAUCCAGCAAAGAGCAUGGGAUGAUCUCUUGCCAAAACGCAUCUUGAUGUAUUGCAGGAAGCACCCGAUCAUUCCAAGUAUCGGGACACCAAAACGGGAUCACAUUCUCUUCCCUUCACUUGUACGGAAAAGGAAUCAAGAAGGGAGAAUAACCGAGAUGAUGUCGGAAAGAAGGAGCAAUGCUUUAGGAAGUUUUAGAGUAGUUGAAACCGAAAGGAAGCCAAAAGUUGUCGAAAGGCAAUUUAAGACAGUUACUUACGGUGACACCACAUUGGAGAAACGCAAAUCUUCCACUACGUACAAAACGACAACUUCCUUUGAGAACAACAAACCCAUUCGUACGAAUUCGGAGCGACCAUCUAAUAUUUUACGAAUUAAGUUACCAAACAAAGAUAUGCACCGAGAACAACGGUUACCUUCUAAAUCAGUGAAAAAGAUGGAAGUGGAUGUGGAUUCGCCUCCUAAAUUAGACGCUGAAAUGAAAACAAAGAUUUUGAAACUAAUGGAAGAUGCUACAGCUUCAUUUGAUCCCGAAGAAUUCAUUAAAGAGAAGAAAAUGAAAUGCACUCAUAAAAUAUACGUCCCGCAGCAUGGAUUGGAUAAGACCAUUACCAUGGGAAAGGUGGAGGCUUCUGUUAAGGCUGUAAAAGCAGCCUUAAAGAAACUGGACGAUGGUGGCAGUGUCGAAGAUGCAAAAGCUGUUUGUGAACCAAACGUUCUUCAUCAGCUCGUCAGAUGGAAGAAAAAGCUAAGUGUCUUUCUCGCCCCUUUUCUCGUCGGAACACGUUAUACUUCCUUUGGGCGACAUUUUACAAAAGUAGAUAAGCUUAAAGAGAUAGUUGAUAGACUCCAUUGGUAUGUGGAAGACGGUGAUACGAUAGUGGAUUUUUGUUGUGGGUCGAAUGAUUUCAGUUGCUUCAUGAAAGAGAAGCUUGACAGCACGGGAAAGAAAUGCAAAUACAAGAACUACGACCUCAUCACCCCAAAGAACACAUUUAACUUUGAAAAAAGAGAUUGGUUUAGCGUUCCUGUAGAUGCACUACCUGAUGGUUCUCGUCUGGUAAUGGGACUAAAUCCUCCGUUUGGAGUCAAAGCAUCUCUAGCGAACAAAUUUAUAGAUCACGCUCUCAAGUUCAAACCAAAGCUCAUUAUUCUAAUCGUUCCUCAAGAAACUAAAAGGCUUGACUAUAAAAGGUCCCCAUAUGAUUUAAUCUGGGAGGAACAUGACAUGUUGUCUGGCAAGUCAUUUUACUUACCUGGAUCGGUGGACAAACAAGACCAGCCAUUGGAUGAUUGGAAUAUCAAACCGCCACCGCUCUCACUCUGGAGUCGGGCCGACUGGACCGAAAAGCACAUAGAAGUAGCCCAAAAACACGGUCACAUUGAACAAAGGCAAACCGUGCCACAUCAAGAAGCUGAAAGAGUAGUCUCCAAUGAGUUAAUAGAAGAAAACCUCGACUGUUUCAAUGAUCUACCCAUGUUGGAUGAGGUCCUGAAAGAACCUGAUGCUACUCAACGUAACUGUGAAAACAUGUAUAUGACGACGUCACAUACUUUUAGUGACAUGGCUAGCAUGGAUCUGUCGAGUCCAGUAAAUUCCUCCUCGAACAACUCCAGGUCCGAACCAGUAAGACUCAACCCGCUGUGCAUCCAGCCUGGACCGCAUCCAAGUUAUGACCCACUACAAUAUGCAAAUACAAGUGAUCCAUACGGGCCGGGUGUUGGGUUUGGGUACCCGUAUCCUCAGUCUGGUCAUUAUGCUAACUAUGGUUACCCUGGUAGUUCUAGCCACUAUGGUCAACCAGAUUAUACAAGUCAGCAUGCUAGCUAUGGUUACCCUGGUAGCAGUAGCAACUAUGGUCAACCAGAAUUUACGAGUCAAGAGGACGUUUGGCCACCAGGUACCACCCCUCAUGGGUAUAGGUACAAUUAGAAAUUAUCAUGGUUUAACUGCUUAUUUUGUAUGAAUGAAUUAGAACUAUAUCAGAGGACUGAAAACAUAUUCAUAUCUGAUUUCUAAUAUUUAAAAAACUGGAAAUUUAGUAGCAUUUCACA
This is a messenger RNA of Helianthus annuus (common sunflower), 3388 nucleotides long. RefSeq names its product protein ENHANCED DOWNY MILDEW 2. Bases 123 to 3266 code for a protein of 1047 amino acids. The transcript is spliced from 18 exons. NCBI's taxonomy places the organism in Eukaryota, Viridiplantae, Streptophyta, Magnoliopsida, Asterales, Asteraceae. The record is from RefSeq and is a predicted model, not a curated record.